This is a messenger RNA of Rotaria sp. Silwood1, 2730 nucleotides long. Lineage: Eukaryota; Metazoa; Rotifera; Eurotatoria; Philodinida; Philodinidae. The record is from the annotation of a GenBank genome assembly.
AUGAAUAUCACCAUGAUUGAAUUAUGGCCGACUCUUGGUGCAUUUGGAUUUUAUACAUGGGUUUACGCUAGAAUAUUUUGUAAUGACUCUAACUGGGUUUGGUUGAAUUCUUCGUCGAUCAAAUUCUCAUCUUCAUUCGAUUCUCCAUUAAGUGAAUCUGAGUAUCCAGAACCAUAUCUACCUCAAUUAUUCAUAACAUCAAAUCCAGAUCAUCAUUUUGAAAUAUUUACCGAUAUUUUAUUAUUAUCAUCAUUAUACAUGAAACCCGUAUUCGGUGAUUGUCUAUGGACAUCUGCAGAUUAUACAGAUUCUCUGAAUCAAACACAAACAACGACAAUCUAUUCGGGAUGGUUAUCACCUGAAAAACUGAAUGAAGUUGAACCGGAGCUACAUCACAACAUCUGUGUUGUCUUGCCACAACCAUUUCGUGUCAAUGGAAAACCGUACACAAUGUUUAUCAACAUUACACAAAACAAUAGUUUCCAUUGGCCAUCGAAUAUUUCUUGGUAUACUAUUCCAUCUCCAUCAUCGAAUGACAUAUCAAAAACAAAGCCGGUUUCAGAUGCUUGGUAUAACGAACUUCAAUGGCCAAAAGCAUUUGCAAACCAGUGGAGAUCGGAUAUGUAUCGAUUAAGUGGUAUAUAUCCACUUGAGUACGAAAAUACAACACAAAUCUAUCUGAGUCGUAAAUCUUCUAUACAAACCAAUAAUCAAUUAUUAGAUUUGAUCGCUUAUCUCAUUGAACGAUACAACAAACUGGAUAUUCGGACGGAAAAACAGAUUUUUCACUGGCGAAAUAUUACACAAGCAAAUCUUAUUGCUUACAUACCAGCUAACGGAUCUUACACGUGUCAUGAACCUGUACUUUUUAUCGAUCACAUCGACACUGCAUUUGAAGGAGAUACAUUCGCCGAUACGGGCAAACGACAGUCAACACCAGGUGCUGAUGAUAAUGUUAGUGGUAUGCUUGCUUUACUGCAAUCAGCUUCGAUACUGAAAAAAACGCAAGAAAAAGCGUGCCGUGACAUAUGGUUAGUGCAUAUGACAGGUGAAGAAUAUCCCGCGGCUAGUUUGGGUAUCAGCCAUUUCCUACAGCAAUUAUUUAUAAAAAAGCAACCGAUUCAUACGGCCGUCAUUGUUGAUAUGAUAGGUCAUCGUGUCCAUCGAAGUGAUCCUAUUGUUCAAGUUAACGCAGGAGAUACAACUAAAUCAUUACUCAUGGCUGAAUUAGCUCUUAAUUAUGUUUAUCCACGAAUCAAGAACGAUUUAAUCUUGCAGAAUUUACAGCCAGUACUACGUCGAUGGAGUGAUCCCUUUGCGUAUUUGUACAAUACUGACGGUGUCAGUAAGCCUGUGAUUGUUCAUACACAGUACGGUGAUGUAUUAGGUUAUCAGACUGAUUCGGCUCGUGUCUUCUAUGGUAUCCCAUUUGCUCGACCACCUAUUGGAACAUUGAGAUGGCAGCCUCCAGUACCUGUCACCAAAUGGUAUCCCAAAGUGAUCAACGCUACUCAAUCACCACCUGCUUGUGCUCAACCAGCAAGUGCUAUAACUACUAUUGUCACUCCAAGUACUGUAAGUUUUAUAUGUGUACUGGGCUUUUUGGCAACCGGAAACGGUUCCAAUGAUAUCAGAGGUAAUUAUGGCAUACUCGAUCAACGUCUGGCUAUUGCAUGGAUCAAAGCCAAUAUUGAAGCAUUCGGUGGAGAUUCAAAUGAGAUUACACUAUUCGGUCAAAGUGCUGGUGCUCAGUCUAUUGCUCUGCAUUAUGUUACAAAUGAGAUGCAGCCAUUCUUUCAGCGAGCAAUUAUCCAAAGUGCACCAAUGACAGUUCCAUUCAGAACAUACCUCGAAUAUGUCACACCCAGUGUUCUCUUUGCUGAACAACUACAUUGUGGUACUGGCGAUAUAGCAUGUUUUCGAAACCGUUCUACCGACGACAUCAUUGCUGCUCAAAAUACUGUGAAUGGCAUGUUGACUUCAUUGAAUGUUCUGCUCUUCUUCGAACCAUGGCUACCCGUUAUUGACAAUGUGAUUGUUCAUGGCCAACUUAUAGAUACUGUGUACAAUACAUCAUUUCCUCUGAAACCAUUAAUUAUUGGUACAGUCACUGAAGAAUGUCGAGAUUUUAUUUAUGGAAAAUGGCAAAAACCGAUCUCGCCUAGUGAAUAUAUUGCAAUAGCCCUAGUCAUUUUUCAGGAAAAGGCAUUCAAAAUUCUCAAGAAAUAUCCGCCAGUCGGUUCAGGCGACCAACGACCGCUUGUAUCUCGUGCUGCCACACAAUGGGUGUUUGCUUGUUCGACUAGAGUCUUCGCUCGAAAAGGUGCAACGUAUUCUUACGUUUUUGGUUAUCCAUAUGAUACGGAAAAUUUGAGAAAUCGGAUAGAAUGCAGUGAUCAUGCCUGUCAUGCUGAUGAAAUACCCUUUCUUUUUGAAUCAUCUUGGGCAAAUUUUACUGAUGCCGGUCGACGUGUAUCUCAAAUUGGAUCAACAACAAGUUUUGAUUGGAUUACACGAAUUCAAACAAUUGUUCAAAAUUCUAAUAGUGAAACAAUUAGUUUUGAUAAACUUAAAAAAGAAUUAAUCAAACCUGAUUCAGAUAAAUCAACAAAAGAAUUAACAAUUGAACUUGAAAAAAAAUUAACCAAAGCUCCAUUUAUUACACGAAUUGGAAAUGAUAUUUAUUAUCUUUAUUAUUUUAAAAAUGAAAAGAUUAAUACAUAUUUAUGA